AUGGAGCUAAUAAACCUGCGGAACGAGCACACCACAAAAGUGACUCACGGCCUUGGUCUUCAGCUCGCCGAGUUCGGCAAAAUCGACCCUCCAACUUGCUGCUCAACGGCAAAUGAGCCCGACGGUAUCGACAACCAGAGCAGCCUCUCGUCUACCACAGACUACCUCGAUGAGGGCAAUAUAGCUAGCAUUGGUUCAUAUGCUAUAGAGAAGCUGCCUGGACCCGGCAUUGAAGCCACACACCAUCGGCAGCAGCUUGAGGAAGCCGUCGAGAAUUUUGUUGAGGAAUUGGUUGCCCUCAAGCUCAAGGCAGAGGGCACUAGUCUGCAUCUCACCUCUAGUAGCACAGGGCCUCAGGGAGUUGGGUCCUUUGGGUCCAGUUCUGGGGAUUCGUCCCUGAAAAGAAAGACCAGCGGCGGCGGCGGUGGCGGUUCACGAUUCCGACGCCCAAGGAAAGAUGACGACCAUGGGGACAAUGGAGAUGCUAGUCGCCGGAAUAGUGGUGGAGACGGGCCGCCUGGGAAUAGCAAGUCACCGGACCCGGAGAAGAGCCACCCGUUGGAGUUUAUGUGCCCUUACCGAUUGAAGGACCCGAUUCGUUUCAACGUUAGGGAGUGGUACGACUGCGCCACCAAGGUCUACAUUUGCGAAGGGUCAGGGUCAAAACGAAACGAGCUUCAUGAGCUACGGCGCCACAUCAAACAACGGCACUCUGGCCCUGGAAUCUUGUCACUUCACUACUGCUCGACAUGCAAGGAAGAGUUUCCGAGCCCGACCCUCCUUGAUGAGCACGCCAAACAGGGGGCGUGUGUCUACAGAGAGCUUCCAUCCAGCAACGACCCGCUGGAUGGGCGAAGCCCAGAGGCAGAACGGACAUUGAGGAGCAAGCAGGGCCGCCAGGGGGAUAGCGCCCUUUGCCAAUAUAAAAAAAUCUGCCAAAUUGCCCUAGGCGAUAGCUCCGAUGUACCCAGUCCCGGUAAACUUCCGCCGCGCCGCUGCGAGGACAGUGAAUGGAGCUAA
Chaetomium globosum CBS 148.51 is the source of this 1020-nucleotide messenger RNA. RefSeq lists its product as uncharacterized. Lineage: Eukaryota; Fungi; Ascomycota; Sordariomycetes; Sordariales; Chaetomiaceae. The transcript has 3 exons. The record is from RefSeq and is a predicted model, not a curated record. The coding region runs from base 1 to 1020 and encodes 339 amino acids.